CCCUAACGUUUCCUCAUAUUCACGAUAUUGCCACUCUUCUCCCAAACCGUAUGGUCGUGAGGUCGACAAGACUUGUUCUCACCGUACUCCGUGUCUCAUCUGAUUAUUGUCUCAAUAAAAUUGCAACUUUCUCCAGAAAAUUUUCACUCAGGUUCUUUCUAGCCCCCUUGAUCUUUCCACAGAUGCCCAAGCAAAAAGCUCAAAAGAAGCAACUCAAAUCCUACAAACUCAAACACAUCAACAGAACCAUUCAAGAGGGAGAUGCGGUGUUGAUGCGGUCAUCGGAGCCUGGGAAACCGUCGUACGUGGCGAGGGUGGAGGCGAUCGAGGCGACGGACGCGCGUGGAUCCAACGCGAGGGUUCGCGUGAGGUGGUACUACCGCCCCGAGGAGUCCAUGGGAGGGAGGAGGCAGUUUCACGGAGCUAAGGAGGUGUUUCUUUCGGAUCACUUUGACUUGCAGAGCGCUGAUACGAUCGAAGGCAAGUGUAAGGUUCACAGUUUCAGUAGCUACACGAAACUCAGCUCCGUGGGAAACGACGACUUCUUCUGUCGUUUUGAGUAUAAUUCUGCAACCGGGGCUUUUAUUCCCGACAGAGUCGCCGUAUUCUGCAAGUGUGAGAUGCCGUACAACCCUGAUGACUUGAUGGUUCAGUGCGAGGAGUGUUCUGAGUGGUUUCACCCUUCUUGUAUAGGAACAACAAUAGAGGCAGCUAAAAAGCUCGAUCACUUCUACUGUGAAGAGUGUUCCCCGGAACAGCAGGAUUUGGACAACUCUAAUUCGACUUCCAAAAACACAGAUGCUAAGGUGAAUACAAAGCGCAGCCUGGAGGUAAGCAAGACGAGGAACAAACACGCCAAGCGAUCAGGUUAACAUAAAACCUCUGAGAGCUAUAUCAGUCCAUCGGACUGAGUUCAGUAUCAUCAUGAUGUAAUCUGUGAAAGAGUUUGUUUUCUUUAGUCUACUUUUUUUCUUUCUUUCUUAAGAAUGUGAGGUUUAGGUUGUUUGGCUUGAUUAGUGACUUGUGUUGUGGCACAAUCUUAUGUAUAGUAUACUAUAUGUUUUCAUUUCA
This is a messenger RNA of Brassica napus (rape), 1071 nucleotides long. RefSeq names its product chromatin remodeling protein SHL. Lineage: Eukaryota; Viridiplantae; Streptophyta; Magnoliopsida; Brassicales; Brassicaceae. The record is from RefSeq and is a predicted model, not a curated record. Bases 51 to 872 code for a protein of 273 amino acids. The transcript is spliced from 5 exons. Gene Ontology annotation, molecular function: chromatin binding.